UCCCAUCAUGCAACGCUCUGAUUGCACCGCCCUUGCUGGGGCGCCCCGUGGCCCGCGUCAGUGUUGCGCAGAUUCGGUUUGAACCGAAAGCGGAGUGUGACCUUCCCUGGCGGCGGAGACCGGCAGGAGACCGAGCGAGCGGACCCAUGUCAGCACUCCCGUCCACGACCCUCGCCACGGAGAUGAACAGCAACUUAGCUGGAGAUGAAAUCGGGAAGCUGUUUGUGGGUGGACUGGAUUGGAGCACCACCCAGGAGACUUUGCGAAACUACUUUUCUCAGUAUGGAGAGGUUGUGGAUUGUGUCAUCAUGAAAGAUAAAAGCACAAAUCAGUCCAGGGGUUUUGGCUUUGUGAAGUUUAAAGACCCCAACUGCGUACGGACUGUCCUGGACACCAAACCUCAUAACCUGGAUGGAAGAAAUAUCGACCCAAAGCCUUGUACACCUAGAGGUAUGCAGCCUGAGAAGACUCGGGCAAAAGACGGCUGGAAAGGAAGCAAAAGUGACAGCAAUAAAUCUAAGAAGAUAUUUGUGGGUGGAAUUCCUCAUAACUGCGGCGAAGCUGAACUCAGGGAUUAUUUCAACAGAUUUGGAGUGGUCACAGAGGUGGUAAUGAUCUAUGACGCAGAGAAACAGAGGCCUCGAGCUGUUCUGUCCCAACACCCUGCUGCUCUGUUGACUUUUGGUCGUUGGCUAGGUUUUGGAUUUAUUACUUUCGAGGCCGAACAAUCAGUGGACCAGGCUGUCAACAUGCAUUUUCACGACAUCAUGGGCAAAAAAGUUGAAGUGAAGAAGGCGGAGCCACGGGACAGCAAAGCUCCCGCCCCCGGACAGCUGGGAGCCAAUCAGUGGGCCCCCCGAGCCAUCUUAAGCGCAGCCAAUGGCUGGGCAGCACAACCGGCUCCGAGCUGGCAGCAGAGCUACGGGCCUCAGGGUGUUUGGGUGUCUACAGGUCAACCUCUUGCUGGUUAUGGACCUCCUUUACCUGCUGGCCGUGGGGCACCCGCACAACCUCCUUCUCCAUUUAAUGCAUUUCUAGUUGCAGCACCACCUACAGGGGGAUUUGGGGCACCUCAGGGAUACCCCCAGCAGGGCUUUAGCACGCAACCUCAGUUUGGAUAUAGCUUUGGAACACCUCAAGGUGACCAGUUUGUAGCACAGGGAAUGCCUCCCCCUCCCGCCACACCGGGAGCAGGCCCUUUAGGUUUUGCCCCGGCGACGACUCCCUCUCAGGACCUGAGCAAAGCCACCCCAGCACAACCAGAUUUCUCCUACAGCCAGUAUGGCUUGGGUAACUAUCCUCAGGACCCCUCUGCCUACGGACCAACGCGUCCUUCUCACACUUAUGUACAGGAAGAGCAGGGAUAUAGUGCAGGUUAUGGGCAGGACCUGAGUGCUUUUGGGCAUAGCUUUGCAGACCCCAGCCAGCAAACUGCCUCGUACGCCGCAGCCCCCUCCGCACCCUCGUCAGGAGCCCAGCCGGCCGCCAGCAGCUUCGGACGAGGACAGAACCACAAUGUACAGGGCUUCCACCCCUACCGGCGCUGAGCUGCUCUCCCACCCCCAAUGCAAUACACAUCGUCAGGGAUACAGACGUUUUGAGCACGAGAACUGGAUUCGGGAGAAAAUAAAAGGGGUUUUAUUGUGUGUAAAUUGUGAACAGGGGCUCUACUCCGAUAAUAGGAGACCACCGUACUCUUCUAUAUUUUGUAGUAGGACUGAACUACUGAAGUAUUUAGCAAUAGAUUCGGAUUGUCUGGUCAAACAUCAGCACAGAACAGACGCACCAGACGUCAGCGACAGGGUCUCCCAAUUAUUCAGCUUUAACUAUAUUAGCGGGGAAAUGUUUUUAUUUUCAAUUUUGUGAAUUUUGUUUACUCUAUGAGCCUUUUACCAUUUUAUUUAAGUUUGAAAUAGAUUACAAAUGUGUAUUAUACACCUAAACUGUGCAAUUUUUUAAAGAAUUUUGUACUAAUAUAUGUGCGCUUUUCUUGUUUUUUUAUUUAAGGAUGUAGACUUCCCUCAGGUGGCUGUUAGUGCACUUUGCACUUAUGCAAAAAAGAAAAAAAAACACAAAAAUGAGAGUUUAUUUGAAAUAAAUGAUUUAAAUAAAACGUCUUGUGCAGAUUCAUUGA
Molecule: messenger RNA, 2134 nt
Organism: Onychostoma macrolepis
Lineage: Eukaryota; Metazoa; Chordata; Actinopteri; Cypriniformes; Cyprinidae
Gene: dazap1
Product: DAZ associated protein 1
Exons: 13
Coding region: 147-1547 (466 amino acids)
Cellular component (GO): cytoplasm
Molecular function (GO): RNA binding
Source: RefSeq, a predicted model, not a curated record